This is a messenger RNA of Cuscuta campestris, 1333 nucleotides long. The record is from the annotation of a GenBank genome assembly. Lineage: Eukaryota; Viridiplantae; Streptophyta; Magnoliopsida; Solanales; Convolvulaceae.
CUGAGUUGAAAUUUUGAAUUUUUUUCUUUUGAGAUUUUAUAUUUGGAUCUUGAUUUCUUGAUAGUUUGUUGUUCAGUAUGGUAUUCAAAAAGAUUAAAAAGUUUCAUUUUGAGUUUAUAUUGAUGGUUGAUAUUAGAUUAAAUUUCAUAGUUGCUUCUCGAUUUCUUGGCAGUUGAUUUUUUCCAUUGUGAUGAAUAAUUCUCUCCAUGGAUUUGUAAUUUCGUGUGGCUAGUUGCUUUAUCUUUGGCCAACCAUUAGAAGUAGUAGUUCAUUCCGAAGCUAUUUUUGGAUUUGAAAAAGAUCGUGAAAGAUAUACUCAAAUUAGAUGGCAUCUCUUACUUAUUCAAUAUCACGAAGCCUUGUAAGAAAUUUUGUGAUCGGCCACACAUGAACAUUCCCAAGAUGCAUGAGCAACAUGCCCGAGAAUACGGUGUAUGGUGGUCCCAAGCUGCAGGACCCAAACAAAAGAACAACACUAGCCACUCUGAGACAGAAACAUCAGAAGGGAGAGCCCAUAACCAUGGUGACUGCGUACGACUACCCUUCUGCGGUGCAUCUUGACAUGGCCGGGAUUGACAUAUGUCUUGUGGGCGACUCUGCUGCCAUAUGGUGGUUCACGGCCAUGACACCACUCUGCCCAUCACCCUUGACCAGAUGCUUGUGCAUUGUCGAGCUGUUGCCAAAGGGGCUAAAUGCCCUUUCCUUGUUUGUGACCUCCCUUUCGGGAAUCGAAGCCACCUACGGCUUCGGGAAAGAUCCCUUGCAGGUAUACAACUUGAUGGUGAAAGCUAGCAGCAUCAAACAAGGAGACCAGACACUAGAGAAGGUCUAUAGCCAAUUGCAAGCUGUGUGGAAGGAAAUCGACAGGAGGCGACCCAACCCGAUGAAAUGCCCAGAGGAUAUGACGAUUUUCACACAAAUUCAACAACAAAAUCGUCUGUAUUAAUUUCUACAAGCCAUAAACGAAGAGUUUGAUGUAGAAAAACGUGAUAUCCUCAAAACAGAUCCCCUCCCCUCCGUAGAAGAGGCAUACGCCCAAAUCAGGAGGGAGGCUACCAGGAAAGGAAUAAUGAAGGGAGACGAUGGGCCUUCAUCGGGAGAUGUUCCCUCAGGUCUUGGCAGUGGGUUCGCAGCCACACGGGCUGGAUUGCGAUCGGAAAAGGAGGUAUCAUCAUCUCGCAUAAAUGAGGACAAAUCAAAAUUGAAAUGUACCUAUUGUGGCGGAACCAAGCACACCGCAGAAGGGUGCUUCAAAAGAAUCGGGUACCCAGAUUGGUGGCCUGACAGCCGAAAGAGGGGGAAGAAGCAGCCUAGGGUCGCUGGGGCAGUGGUG